CCGGCCGAAGAGAAUAGAUCGGCGGGCGAGAGAAAAGAUCGCCGCUGUUGUUAAUCCGUGGUGGUAUCCGCGGCAGCGUUAUCGCGUGUCGCGAUCACAGGGGGUGACGAGAGAAGAACGGAGGGAGGAACGCCGGUGAUCCGCGAGAUACGUCACUGCGAAACGGAACCGGAGCAACAGGCUCCUUCCAGAGAGAGAGAGAGAGAGAGAGAGCGAGAGAGAGAGAAGUUUUGUGAGGAGGGGGGUGGACGCGGGGGUGCAUCGCGCGGUGCAUCCGUCCGUCGAUCGUCGCGACGCCCGCGCGCCCGCGUGUCGUCAGCCCGUACGCGACGUGGCUCCUGUUCCGCGAUCGCGGUGCUUCGUUUUCGCGAGUGUACACAUCCGAAGGAGAGGAAUCGCGACGGAGUCGGAGUAAGGAGACUUUCGGAACUAGUACAAUUCUUCGCGGGACGGAAGAAGGAUGUCGUCGGUGAAGCUUGCCGAUCGCAUUGGAGACCGGCUGGCCGACGUGAGAAGCUCCGAGGAAGCGGUACACGCGUGAGGAAAAGCAAGGGGAGGAAGAAGUAGAAGAAGAAGACGAUUCUUCCCGUCGCGAGAAUAGCAACGCCGGCGUUCCGCGAACAUCUUGGAGUGAGAGAACGACGAGGAAACAACGCGUAUAACGCGCGUACGGAUCCGAUCGCCGUAAGAGAAUUCGGCGGAAGAAAAGGGAGAAGACCUUCGUGCGAGAGAGGUGCGGGCACAGCGCGCAGCGGGCCGAAAGAAGGAGGGUGGGAGGGAAGGCGGUAGGAAGGGGUGGCGGAGAGAUAGAGAGAUAAAAAGAAAGGGAGAGAAGGAGAGGGUGAGUCAGGACGCGCCGCCGGCGACAGACUGCACUCUCGUGGCGUUCAGGGCGCAAGCGUGCACGUGUGUUGUGCGUUUCUGUGCCCUAACCCUGUCCCGCUACCUGGGAGGAGUAGCGUGAUCGUCAUCCCUCCGUGGCUACAUCCCCACCGUGCCGCCGUUGCCGCCGUUGCCGCCACCGCCACCGCCACCGCCAACGACACCGACGCCGACGCCGCCGUCAACUCGCCAUCCCUCCGACGCGCGUGGAGGAGCGCCACGCCGACGAAACGACGGCGACGACGACGACGACGACGACGACAACGACAACGACGACGACAGGACCCCCACUGCCGUUACCACUACAACCGCUGCUACCACCACAUCGGCGGUCCGCAACGACGGUAACUUUGGUCGCUCCUGCCGACGCGCUACAUCACGCGUGACGUUGCACCCAACAGCGCGCACGUUAGCGCGCGGCGACGUAUAUACACGCGCGCUUCCCUUUUCCCUCACGCACGCACGUCUCACGCUCUCAGGCGGCGCGCGCGUUGAAAGGCAUAGGAACGUUGCCGGAAGAGGAGAGCGGAUUGAAGGAGAGAGAGGGGUUUACCAGGGUGGGAGCAACGAGGGGGGAGGGUGGUGGGGGGUAGAAGGAGGAAAUCGGAAAGAGACACGGAAGGGAAACUAGAGCUAUAGGGGUGGAGAAGGGGUAGAAGGGUGAGCAAGAAAGAGGAAGAGGAGGAGGAGGAGGAGGAGGAGGUACGGGAGGACGACGACGAGGGCGACAACGGCGACGACGACGAGGAGAACGGAGGAGCGCCGGCGGUGGAGGGGGUGGACAUCCACGCGGGAACACGAGGCAGGCGCACCCGGCCGGCACGCGCACACACAUCCUAAGAUGUGAUUUCAAAAAUGGCGGAUUGCCCCUAUGCCCGCUGCAUACAGGAACGCAGACACAUCCGACGGGAGCUGCUGCGAUGGACAAAGAAUAUGGUCUUCGUAGUCGGUCUGGAACGGGUAGCGGAGGAGUUGAUGGGCCGUAGGAGAUGGAAGCAAUACCAGGACACCCUGUACAGCGGCACUCGCAGCAGCGAAUCACAGCCCCACCAUCGGCUUUACCCGGCGUUGUCGUCGUCCUGCAAUCCGAUACCCGGGAGCCUGGACCAGAUUGGGCAGCCGCAGCUGCAUCACCCGGCACCCACGUCGUUGCCGUCGACGGUGCUGACGACGGCGACGACCACGACGACAACGACGACGACGACGCUUGCGACCGGUGUGGUGAAACAGGAGAGUCUGCAGAGGCAUCAUCUGCAGAAUCACCAUCACCUACCCGCACCGGUACAGGACCAUUUACAGCAGCAACAGCAGGAGGAUUCGCGCCGUCUGAGGCCGGGCGAAGUCAAGGUCGAGGUCGCCGACGAGGAGCUGACGGACGGUGCCGCGCGGGAGGACGCCUCGACGAGGACGACGGAUACGGCGACGUCGACGACGGCGACGGCGACGGCGACGACGGCGGAAGUAGCGACAACGACGGCAACGGCGACGACCAUCGGCAUCGCGACGACCACGUCGACAACGACGACAGCGACCGGCACGACGACGAUAGCGACGAGACGGCGACGUGGACGCCGGCAAAACGACGGGGAGGACGUCGACGGGGAGGAGGACGGCGAAGAGAACGACGAGGAAACGGGACGGGGCCAGAACGAAGCGGAGAAACGGCUCAAGCUCGACGAGGACGCCGACAGGUCGGCGGUCAGCCCUCUCAGAACGGAGAACGAUCGUGCGACUCGGGAUCAUCCGACUGCCAACGCUACCGACACGGAAGGGACCAAGGAACGAACGGAGGAAAUCGCGUUGGAGCGGGCACCGAUAACGCAGGGCUUACUGAGGGUAAAGAAAGAGGAGGAGCUGCAGGAAGUACCGGGUUCUGGCGGUACCACGACGAUAUCGACGACACCGGCGACGGAUUCGGAAGGGACCAGGUCGGGGCUGUUAUGCCGCGACGGGAACGCAGCCGCGACGAGCGUCGCGACGCCGUUUCUCCUUGGAAGACGCACGAGCCCGCCGCCGGAGGACUGGAAGCCGCUCGACAAGUGUUACUUCUGCCUCGACGGCAAGCUACCCCACGACGACCAGCCGCCCCUUAGUCCGCAGAGCGACAGUAGCAGCAGCUCGCGAUCGGCGGAGUCACCGAUGUCGGUCCAGGUGGAUCCGAUGGCGGCGUCCGUGGUCGCCGCCGCUCUCAGCGGCACUUACCCCACCUUGCUGCCCCAAUGGUGCUUACCGCCGAGGGAGGCGCCCCUUGUUGGGGUGCAGACCCAUCAGGACAGCGCCGCGGCGGCCGAUCAACCGCUCGAUCUCUCGGCCAAACCCAGAAAUUCUCAGGACAACAACAUAUCUCUAUUGGAGCAACAGAAAAUACCUCUGAGAAUGCCGACAGGCAUCGAUCCCAAGACUAUCCUGAACUCGUGUUACCGCGCGAAACCGCGAAUGACCGGACCGGUUGUGACCGCGGCGGCAGCGGCGGCGGCGGCUGCGGCAGGCGUCGGUGGUGUUCCAGUGGUGGGUGCCGGGGGCGGCAGGAGGACUUAUACCGAGGAGGAACUGCAGGCCGCCCUCAGGGACAUCCAGAGCGGCAAACUCGGCACGCGGAGGGCAGCGGUAAUCUACGGGAUACCGCGUAGCACUCUGCGCAACAAGGUCUACAAGCUCGCGAUGGAACGCGAAAGGGACGCGUCCCUGACUAGCACCCAUUCACACCCUCACGAGCCCGGCGCCCCAGCCACCACCACCACCACCAUCACCACCACCACCACCACCACUACUACUACUACUACAACACCACCAAAUACGACCCAAAACGCCUCCGCGACCACUCCGCCCCCGCAAGUGGACGAGGUGGACGACAAAGAAUUAUCCGGUGCAGAAGAGGAAAAGGAAGUUGAAAAGGCCCUGUUGAAGCCUCUGCUGUCGUUGGAGGAUCUCGUGAGGUUUUCUACACUCGAAGGGACUGGUGGUGAUUCCCUCAGAAACUUGUUGCAACGAGGACAUGAGACAGGAGCCGAAUGGCCGGGAUUGGAACACGCGAACAUCGGUCCCUAUAUUCAGAAGAUGUUGGCUGCCGCUGCACCAUUAGGCAUGGACACGCGAGACUAUCGCAUACCCGAAGUAAUGAGGAAGCUGAUGAGUGAGGACAAGAGGCUGAACAAGAACGUGAACGGUGAUCAGUCACAGCCGCAUCACCAUCAGCACCAUCUUCUCGCACAUCAGCAGUCGCAGCAGCAGCAGCGAGGGCCCAUGACGAACGAUGACUUCAAUCCCAACAUCGAGGAAGAAGCCAGCGACAGCGCUCAGGGCAGAGCGAUAUUGAAAAUUCCGUCCUACAAGCCCGCCAGCACGCCGGGCUGUUCCAGCAAGAACGGCGAGCCGACUUCCGCCGCAUUCGCCCAGAGCUUCGCGGCUGCCGCCUCGAGUCCGGGCCUUCUGGAACGAGCUAGUCCAGCGUUUUCCAGUACCAGCAGCCCCACGAAUUCGCUGGUAGGCAAAGCGGUGGCCGUCAAUUUCCGCGACGUUAUCGCCAAAAGCAUUAGCGUCAAGUUCCAAGAGGGUCAAACGCCCAGCGCGGCUGGCAUACCGGGCUGCCAACCAGCCGGUGUGGUUCCAUCGCAGCAGGCGAUGAUAACAGAUCCGAGUCCGUUCAAGAGGGGUCGGUACACACCUCCACAGCCGCCACAACAACAGCAACAGCAGUCGCCGGCGCAGCAAUCGCAAUCCAAGCAGCAGUCGCAAGAGGCGAACAAAUCAAAACCGGGUACUGGCGGCAAGGGCACCAGACCUAAACGCGGAAAAUACAGAAACUACGACAGGGAUAGCCUUGUCGAAGCGGUACGCGCAGUUCAGCGCGGCGAGAUGAGCGUGCAUCGUGCUGGCAGCUUUUAUGGAGUUCCGCACUCCACCCUUGAGUACAAAGUCAAGGAGCGGCAUCUCAUGAGGCCGCGCAAGAGGGACCAGAAGCAGCCGGACGACAAGGCGAAAGAGACUGCGACGACGGCAGCGGCGGCAGCGGCGGCCGCGGCGAUGCGGCCGGGCACUGCUGGCGUCGACAAGAAGCCGCAGCUGAAGCCGCAGAAACCGUUCACACCGCCCGGCGGUAUACCCGGUCCGAAUGGACUGAAAAUGCCUCCGUUCAUGGAGGGCAUGCCCCACCUGCCAUUCGGACCUUUCAACUUCUGGAACCCGUCGCCCUUCAUGCCCUCCCCCUUUAUGGGUGGCGCGCCGAACGUGCCGAUCCUUCCGGAACAAUAUUUCGCAUCGCAGAGAAUGCGUGGGCUGCAGGAGCAACAACGAAACGCCACGAUGGUACAGCAGCAGCAGCAUCAGCAACGAGACCGAGAUGGAGUUGGCGUUUCCGGAACGGCAGACGCGGCCGGAACUUCGAACUCUCGAAGCGCUUCGAUGGCGAAGGCGCCGCGCGACAUGGUGGAGAGCAUUUACGAUGGGCCCGGGGCGAACGGCAGUUUCCUGGACAAUCUGAUCAGGUCGAGCCUUGAGACAGGCAUUCCAAGGGACCAGCGGGCGAUAGCGGAGGCGAGAAAUCAGCAACAGCAGUCGUCAUCGCAACACCCGGAGACGAUGAGUAGCAAGACACUGAUCGAUCAGCUCUGCAGAAACUCGAGGAGGACCCCGCUGCCGCGGAUGGCGCAGGACAGUAGCGAGGACGAAAGUUAUCGAGGACCAACGGGCAGGAUGGUGCCAGAGAGACCGGAGCGCGUGCCCACGGUUGACCUUAGCCCUUCACCGUCGGAGAGAGGUCGCACGGAAGACGGCAGCGAUCGGCUGACGUCACCACCGACACCUCUGUCGAUUUCUCGAGCGGGCAGCAGGGACGAGGACAGCACCCGUGACUCGAGAAUCGAUCGCAGCAGCAGAGAGCGCGAGGUUCACAACGGCGGCCAGGAGGAUCGCGACCGGAAGCAGCCUCUGAGUCUGCAACAGCAGCAGCAGCAGCAGCAGCAGCAACCACAGCUGAAUCACUACCCGGACUUACACAACCUCUACGCCGCGUCAACUGACAAAAAAAGUGCCUGUGAUAGUAAGCUUAUAGUAGAUCAUUCGAGCCAGAAGACUCAGCCGCAGCAACAACAAAAGGAAUACGCUGCCGUGAGCGGGCUGGUCGUGCAACUGCAGAGGGGCUACAACACCGCGAGCAGCAGAUCCGGCGAGCCGACUAACAGCCAGCAGCCGGCGGCGGCGGAGCAGCGCGGCACCGCGCUCAGCAUGGAGGACUCCGUAGAGUAGACGAAAUUAAUAUAGCAGGCAGACCGUUGGACCAAGACGAAAUUGACAGAGACGAAAGUCAGAGUAGGAAGGAUCGGAGGCCAGACGAACGCGAGAAAACGGCGACAAAAUGAAAAAUAAAAUGGUACUGUAGUGCGGGCCAGGAUUUCCUAUUUUUCUCGCAUAGUCGAGCGUAGUUGCGGGAAAAUGAUGCGAAUAAAUACAGAAAAGAGGAGGAUAGAGCAGCAGAAACGAAAAAGGAUGAUCCACACGCACUCAUCUCAUGACUCUCUUUAAAAGUAACGACUGAAAGACUCUAGGCUGUACAUAAAGUAUAAGGCAUGUAUGUUCGGUGUUUUAAAAAUGCAAAAAUUCCUUAUUAAUGCAAAAAAAAUUAUACCUACGAAAAAAGUAAACCAUAUAGGCAAGGCUACUCUCUCGGUGUUUUUUGGAACUAAACUUAAAAUUUACCCUAUUUAAAGCAAAAAACCGUGAAUAAUGUAACUUUAAAGAAAGCGCGCGUAAACGCGAAAACAAGUUAUUGAGUGUAAACGUUAAGGUCUCCUUAGGGUUAAAAAAAAAAACAAGCUGAACAGCAACAAAGCGAAAUGCAAGCUAAUUAUGAUUGUGUGUAAACGUAAAUUUAAACCUUCCUUCGCCCUGUGUCCGCUAAGUCACUUUUUAACUGUCCACCACCACACCAACGCCUGUGUCUCUCUUCCCUUUUAUUCCUCACCUACUCCUCACUUCCUCGCAGACACACCUUUGAUGAAGUAUAUAAAUCACUCGGUGUGAUCUGUCCUAUUCGAUGCCUCCAAGUCUUUUUCUAAACGUUCACCAGGCAUUAUUAUGCGAAAAGGAGGGGAAUAUGUUUAUACACUUGUUCCAAUUACUAACUCACUUAUCCCUUUAUCACCCUCCCACAAUCCAGAGCCCACCCAGAACCUAUACCCGCAAAUUCGCAUCCACCGAUACACCCAGAAAUUCAAGCCCGAUAUCCUUUAUCGAAAGAUUUAUCGUUAGAUGUGAAAAAAUGAUAUUUAUCGUGCGGAUGAUAGUAAACGUGCGUACACUAUGAUUGUCGUUAAUUCAAUUACGGUUACGAUGUUUCGUCGCGACGUUUAGUGCGGUCUAUAAUCGGCGGAUCUCAAAUCUCCACGAUCCAUCUGGUGCAACGCGGUACGUCUUUCGGUAUUUCUUUUUUAUCGCGAAAGAAAAGGUGAUACACCAAGGGAAGUUAGAGAGCGCGCAGGCAAAUGUGGGACAAACGAGACUAUUCGCGUCCGACGUCCGUGUCGCCGAAAAUAAUUCGCAGUUGCUACGAAUACCUAUAUCCUUUUCAUCUCGUUGCUUGUAAUUGGAUCAAAUUCGGGAAGCAGACCGACGAUCAAAUUAUUGGUGAUUUUCUCUCGCUAUAGAAUGUGUUAUUCAAUUGGUAUCUGUAAUUUUAUACAUAUUCGUUAGCUAGACGAAAAUUGGCCGGAGUAAAAGAGAGUAAUGUUUACAAUUAAGAACAUUGCAAUUAA
Molecule: messenger RNA, 7631 nt
Organism: Trachymyrmex septentrionalis
Lineage: Eukaryota; Metazoa; Arthropoda; Insecta; Hymenoptera; Formicidae
Gene: Eip93F
Product: mushroom body large-type Kenyon cell-specific protein 1
Exons: 11
Coding region: 1738-6126 (1462 amino acids)
Biological process (GO): regulation of transcription by RNA polymerase II
Cellular component (GO): nucleus
Molecular function (GO): DNA binding
Source: RefSeq, a predicted model, not a curated record